UGUCUGUUUCAGAUUCAUGGUUGUGCUUGUGUGCCUGAUAUUCAGUGUGCUGUCCACAAUAGAAGCGUAUUCGAAUUUCGCAAAUAAAACAUUAUUUUGGAUGGAAAUAUGGCUCGUUGUUUUUUUCGGCGUGGAGUACAUCGUGAGGUUAUGGUCGGCUGGAUGCAGGUCGAAGUACAUGGGAUGCUGCGGGCGUUUUAGAUUCGUUAGAAAACCGAUUUGUAUUAUUGAUCUCAUAGUUGUAGUCGCUUCGAUAGUCGUCCUGACAGUAGGCUCCAAUGGCCAAGUGUUCGCCACUUCGGCAAUCCGGGGUAUCCGUUUCCUCCAGAUUCUACGGAUGCUUCACGUCGAUCGACAGGGCGGCACCUGGCGACUCCUUGGUUCUGUAGUUUUUAUCCAUAGACAGGAAUUGAUAACAACACUUUACAUCGGGUUUUUAGGGUUGAUUUUCAGUAGCUAUUUUGUUUAUUUGGCUGAGAAAGACGCGGUCGGCCCAGAUGGAAAAACGGAUUUUUCCAAUUACGCCGAUGCACUGUGGUGGGGAGUGAUAACAGUAACAACGAUUGGAUACGGGGACGCAGUACCACACACGUGGAUGGGCAAAAUCGUGGCGUCUUGUUUCAGCGUCUUUGCAAUAUCGUUUUUCGCCUUGCCCGCUGGUAUCCUGGGUUCGGGGUUCGCACUCAAAGUCCAGCAGAAACAGAGGCAAAAGCAUUUCAACAGGCAGAUCCCUGCGGCAGCAAUGCUAAUCCAAUGUCUUUGGAGGUGUUACGCCGCCGACAAAUCCUUUAAGGGAAACGCGACCUGGAACAUUUAUGUAAAAGACAUGUCCAAUUCCAAAGAGGCACCACCACCGACAAAGUCGCUCAUGCUUCAAGUUGCAAAAAAAGCCAGCGUCCUAAAAAGAAGAAAGUCCAAAAACAAAAUGGAGCCGCCGCCCUCGACGGCAAACACACCGGGCUCAAUGGAAUGCAACAACACCAUGAGAAGGGACAGCGAAGGAGAAGUCGUCUUUUACAUCGAAGAGCCGAAAGCCGGAACUCCAAACAGAAUCAGAAGAGACGGCAACACGUUUCGAGGGCUUGUCAGUCAAACGAGCAGCGUUACGGAGGUCGCGAGUGACGACAUGGAUCUGGACUUGGAGCCAGAACGAAUUACCGAGUUGACCGAAGUGCACAAAAACGCUAUCCGGGCUAUCAGAAAAAUCAAAUACUUCGUCGCACGGAGAAAAUUCCAGCAGGCCAGGAAGCCGUACGACGUGCGGGACGUUAUCGAGCAGUACAGCCAAGGCCAUUUAAACAUGAUGGUCCGAAUAAAGGAAUUGCAAAGGCGACUGGAUCAGACUUUAGGGAAGCCGGGAAGCUAUUUAGGAGGAAUCGAUAGAGCGGGAAACAUCAAACCGAUGACAAUAGGUGCACGGCUUUGCCGCGUAGAGCAACAGUUGUCGAACAUGGACAGAAAGCUCGAUCAACUGAUGUACGUGCUGAACACUCAAGCUCACAAGCACACCAUCGAAGAACAGGUGUGAUAAUCAACCGGCGGUUCAAGAAUUGUACAUUAAAAAUAAUCCAUACUGUUUGAUGAUUGUAAACCAUGCCGAGGUUUUCCUUCCACGGCAAUGUUAUGUUGAAUGUUUGUUUAAUUAUUUAGAAAUCGCCGAAAUGGUAAAUAAUGCCUGCUGUCAACUUUAGACGACUGGCAAUUUAAUGACAUUAUCAUUAAUGUGUAAAGACAAUCAUAAAGACUAACGCUUUCAUGGCUUAUCGAUAAUUUUGGCUUGAAGCAAAUAGAGUGAAAUUUAUUCCUAGGCGACAUUUUUAAGUCGGAGUCGGUCUGAGCUGUCGUGGUCAAAAAGAGUUUAAAAAUAAAUAUUGUAAUAUAAAUACAGACAAAUACUCAUUUGUUCAAAACUACUGAUCUUAGAUUUAAUAAUGAGAUUUUUACUUAUCAUAGAAUUUUUGUAAGUUGCUUAAUAAAUCUUUAGCAGGAUCACUCAGGGAAGCAAUAGCAAAACAAAAUUUUGUUUCAAUAUAUAUUUUUUUAUUUUUUGUUUGUUGUAUUGAACAAUUUAAACAAAAAGUGAAUUCCAUUUUAUGAACAAGAUUCGAAUGUUUUUAUAUAAAUGAAUUUUAAUUAACGAAAUAUAUGAGUCUUUGAAUUUAUUUCCAAAAUUCAGCUUUGUCUUGGUAUUGCUUCCUAGUAGAAAUCCACUGUUUAGAAUUCAUCUUUGUUUUUACUGCUGUAUAUAUUGUAAUAAAGUUCCAUCAGUAGAACUAAUACAAUUUUUAGCUUCUUAUAAUUAAAACUCAUGUAAUAUAAUUUCUUCCCCUGUAUUAUACCGGACUCAUUUUGUACAAGGGCGACUAUGUAGAAUUGUUAUAAUAAAAAACUCAUUACCAGUCAUUUUUUGAUUUUUGCUAAAGUUAAAUUUAAAGGAUAAAUAUCAAGUGCACUUUUCUCUGAUGGAACUGAAACGCUCUCUUAAGUGAUCUGAAUCUAACUUUUAAAAAAUAUGAAGCUAUGUUUUUUCUAUGAAACAGAACUAGAAUUUUUGUAAUAAAGUUAGGGUCCAAUAAACCGCUUUCUACAUAGGGCAAUCGAUUUUUAUUCGAUUUCUGAUUGACCAACAAGGAAGUUAAUUCAAUAAUUUGACAUGGGGAUUGUAAUGGGCAAGUAACGAUUUUUCCCUGACCUAAAUCACAAAAACGAAGCAAUAAUAACUCUUAUAUUGAAAGCAAUGGAUCCUCGUGUCAAAUUCCUUUUGUGCCUAACUAAUUGUUGCAUAUAAAAUGUAUUGUCUUACGAUUAGAUAUCUUUUGUAAAUAUUGAUUCUCCAUUGUGGUAAUAAUAAAUUUGCAUCACAGUGCUGUCAAUGAAAAUAUUUUAUUAAAUCAAGAUAACUUAAAAAACGCUCUCUAUAAAAAUAAAAAUAAACGUUAAGGCAUAAUUGCCUUAUUAUUGCGAACUCCUUAAACGACAGUGGAACAAAUCAUUAACAGCACUGCCUGGGAGCAAUAAUACAUAUCUUACACAAUAUAGAAUUAAGCUGUUAUGAAGACUUCUUUCCUAGAGUCCUUAUUAGUGUACGUUCCGUAUUUCAAAACAUCGGUUAAAAAUAAUUUUAGAAUAUAAUCGAUUAAUCAUCAUGGUGUCGGGUCCGGAUUUAUAGUUCGUAUAUAAUCGCCAAAACACCUCUUGAAAACUUAUUUUAGAAAAACAAAAUGUAACUUAAUUGAUCUACUAACUUAGAUAAAAUGAUAUGUAGUAAUAUAUUUAAAUAAAAAUCUAUCUUUUAAUAAUAAAAAAAUGUACAUAGCGUUUGAAGAACUGUAACAAUAAUCCUAAGGGUAAAGAAAUUGGUCUGAAAACAUCGUCUUAAUCAUAAAUGCUAUUUUUUAUUUUAGAUGUGACCAUUUUUGAAUGAAGUACAACAAGAGGUCCAAAAUCAGUUUCUAAAACAUUCCCACCCCAUUCUUUUUAAGUCCAAAUCGUGAAUGUGAAUGAGAGUCUCAAAUCAACCCCUUGCCCUGCCUAUGAAUCAGAGAUUCUAAAUAUUUUGAUAUCGAUUGUACAGUAGAAUAAGGAGAGCUCCCUCUAUAUAUAUUACUAUUACUUGUAACAUUUUUUUGUUCAUAAAUAGUUUCUUAAGAAAAUUAUUUUUAAUUACAGUGAGCAAUUAUUUUGGCCUAAAGUGCUUGUAGCAAUUAAUUAAUUUUAUUAAUUUCGACUUUAUAAAAAACUAUAAUAAUAACUAAUCUUUAAAAAAUGUUAUAUAAAUUUGUUGAAAAAUGAUAUAAAUACAUAUCUUCUGUGAUAUUGUGUUAUUGUGCUUAUACUUAAAGUUGACAGUUUAUUCGUUAAAAAAAAUGUCGAAUUCGUUGUUCUGUUAAAGGACCAUUGAAUUAAAUUCAGUAGAAAAUUACGUUUCUGUACAAUUCAACCGCUAUAUUUUGUAAAUGUCCCAUAAUAUUUUGUUUAUGUAUUUUGACUCUACGUUAAGAGCGACUUGUAACUGUGCAACGAACAAUAUUAUUACUGACUAUUGUUAUGGUUUUAAUUUUCAUAUUUCAAUUGUAACACUUUUUAUGUGUGUUUUGAUUAGAUUAGAGAACAUUUAUUUCUCUUUUUUUUAUAAAAAAAAAGCACACAGUUUUCCACUUUUGUGAAUAUAAAUCAUUAAUGAACAUAUAUAUAUUCUUGAUUAUUAGCUUAUUAGUAACUAUAGGAAAGAUAAGACUAUACUUUACUGUUAAGUAUAAUAAAAGCAAAAAUUGCAACGGUAUUAUGCUUUAUCAAAUUUGGCUAAUAAGCCCCUCCCAGAGAAAAUUAAAACUAAUAUUGACAAGUUUAGCCUUGUCAAUAGUUUGUAUUGAUUAGAUUUAAUACAUUUACAAAACAGUAGUGUACAUUUAUAAAGUAAUUGUUUUAAAAAUUGUAGUUUUUUCUUUUAAAUUUAUAACAGUUUGAAUCAUAUCGUCGGGGACCACAAAAGCGCUACCGGAGUCGGUGAAAAAAGACCACGAUUUGGCUGGUAUUCUGCACGAGAACCAGCACGAUGCACGCCUCGCGGCGCCUUUUUGGAGCAUUUAUGUGGUGCCAACGAUUUUUUAAAUAACUAUACUUUCUCAAUUGUACAUUAAAUGCACAAACAGAAUUGAUAAUUAACAAAAUUAUACAAAGUGUAGUUGUUUUCAUUCAAAAGUAUCUUUAAUAGAACAUUUUAAUUAUCUAUGCAUUACCAACAAAAAAAUUAUAUUCUCA
Messenger RNA from Cimex lectularius (bed bug), 4761 nucleotides. It is a transcript of the gene KCNQ, whose product is annotated as potassium voltage-gated channel subfamily KQT member 1. The transcript has 11 exons. NCBI's taxonomy places the organism in Eukaryota, Metazoa, Arthropoda, Insecta, Hemiptera, Cimicidae. Gene Ontology annotation, molecular function: voltage-gated potassium channel activity. Gene Ontology annotation, cellular component: membrane. The record is from RefSeq and is a predicted model, not a curated record. Bases 17 to 1528 code for a protein of 503 amino acids. Gene Ontology annotation, biological process: potassium ion transport; transmembrane transport.